CGUAGCGCGCGCCGCCGCCGCGGGAGCAGCGGGGCCGGGGCCGGGGCCGGACGGGACGGGACGGGAGCGGAGCCGAGCCGAGCCGAGCCGGGAGCGGAGCCGGAGCCGGGGCCGGGAGCGGAGCCAUGAGCGACAUCCGGCACUCGCUGCUGCGGCGCGACGCGCUGAGCGCCGCCAAGGAGGUGCUGUACCACCUGGACAUCUACUUCAGCAGCCAGCUGCAGAGCGCGCCGCUGCCGCUCGUCGACAAGGGCCCCACCGAGCUCCUGGAGGAGUUCCUCUUCCAGGUCCCCAAGGAGCGCGGCGCCCCGCCCAAGAGACUGAAUUCCCUCCAGGAGCUUCAGCUCCUCGAGAUCAUGUGCAAUUACUUCCAAGAGCAAACCAAGGACUCGGUCCGGCAGAUCAUCUUCUCGUCUCUCUUCAGCCCUCAAGGAAACAAAGCAGAUGACAGCAGGAUGGCUUUGCUGGGAAAGCUGGUGUCCAUGGCAGUGGCUGUGUGCAGGGUUCCUGUUCUGGACUGUGCUGCCUUCUGGCUGCAGCGCACCCCGGCCGUGUACUGCGUGAGGCUGGCCCGGGCCUUGGUGGAUGACUACUGCAACCUGCUGCCAGGCUCCAUCCAGACCCUGAAGCAGAUAUUCAGUGCCAGCCCUCGCUUCUGCUGCCAGUUCAUUACAUCUGUCACAGCUCUCUACGACCUCUCCUCAGAUGACCUCAUCCCCCCCUCGGAUCUGCUCGAGCUGAUUGUCUCCUGGAUCUUUGAGGACCCUCGCCUGAUCCUCAUCACCUUCCUCAACACCCCCAUCGCAGCCAACCUGCCCAUCGGCUUCCUGGAGCUCACCCCGCUCACCGGGCUCAUCCGCUGGUGCGUGAAGGCCCCCUUGGCUUACAGGAGGAAGAGGAAAGCCUCUCCCUCCAAUGGCCACCCCCCCAGCAAACCUGCCAAGGACUCCACGGCAGGGGACGACCAGGAUUGCCACCAGCUGUACUCCAAACUGCAUCUCAGCGUCCUGCAGGUCCUGAUGAUGCUCCAGGGGCAUCUGACGGAGAAGAACCUGUACGGGCGCCUGGGGCUCGUGCCCUUUGACCACGUGGUUCCCCUCGUGGAGGAAAUCAACAGGCUCUCCGAUGAGCUCAGCCCUCUCAACGCCUCCAAAGAGAUUGAGCUGGCUCUAGACAGACUGGCGCAGGCGCUGCAGGUGGCCAUGGCGUCGGGAGCGCUCCUGUGCACCAGAGAUGACCUGAGAACCGUGUGCUCCAGGCUGCCACAUAACAACCUGCUCCAGCUGGUGAUUUCGGGCCCGGUGCAGCAGCCCACGCACGGCGCUCUGCCGCCGGGAUUCUACCCGCACAUCCACACGCCGCCGCUGGGGUACCCGGCGCACCCCGCGCUGCCGGCGCACCCCGCGCAGAGCUUCAUGCCCGGGAUGAGCUUCCCGUACCGCCCCCUGCGCUGAGCUGCGCGGCUGCCCCGGGCUCUGCGGCUCUGCAGCGGCGGCCGCGCCCCUCCCGGGCUGGGCUGAGGGGCGGGGGCUGCAGGCGGCCGUGGGUGUGGGACGGGGACACCCAGCAGGAGGCGGUGGGAAGAGGCCACGGAAAGCCCGAAGCUCUGCAGCACGUGGAGGUGGUUUUGACCCCGUGCCUCUGGGAUGGUGUUUCUCAGCAGCCCGGGUCUGGGGGUGCUGCAGGAGGGUGGGAGGCACUCCCAGCCCGUCCCCUCCAGCCUGCUCCUCGUCUGUAAAUGUUUGUACCUAGAGCUACAGUGCACACUGUAUAUUUUUGCAACACAAAUGUUUGUUUUGGAAGCACAAGGUAGAGUAAAGCAGCACUUCCUAUUGAAGGAAA
Molecule: messenger RNA, 1842 nt
Organism: Colius striatus (speckled mousebird)
Lineage: Eukaryota; Metazoa; Chordata; Aves; Coliiformes; Coliidae
Gene: INTS15
Product: integrator complex subunit 15
Exons: 6
Coding region: 126-1454 (442 amino acids)
Source: RefSeq, a predicted model, not a curated record